AUGCGUGUUUUUACUUUGAUUGCGAUUUUGCUUAGUUCAUCUUUGUUAGCUCAUGCAUUCUCCUCUAAUUAUGCUCCUGUAGGCAUAUCUUUACCUGCUUUUACCAAAGAAUGUCUUUACUAUGAUUUGUCCUCUGACGAAGAUGUCCUUGUGGUCAGUUACCAAGUUCUGACAGGUGGGAACUUCGAGAUAGAUUUCGAUAUUACCGCCCCUGAUGGCUCUGUCAUCGUUACUGAAAGACAGAAGAAGCAUUCCGAUUUUCUACUGAAAUCAUUUGGCAUAGGUAAGUACACGUUCUGUUUGAGUAAUAACUACGGCACUUCCCCAAAGAAAGUUGAAAUUACCUUGGAAAAGGAAAAGGAGAUCGUUUCUUCCCAUGAAAGGAAGGAGGAUAUCAUCGCAAAUAACGCCAUUGAGGAAAUUGAUAGAAACCUGAAUAAGAUCACCAAAACGAUGGAUUAUCUGAGAGCUAGAGAAUGGAGAAACAUGUAUACUGUGAGUUCUACUGAGUCAAGAUUAACGUGGCUAUCAUUACUAAUUAUGGGAGUAAUGGUCGGUAUCAGUAUAGUGCAGGCUUUGAUUAUUCAGUUCUUUUUUACCGGUCGUCAAAAAAACUACGUAUAG
This is a messenger RNA of Saccharomyces paradoxus, 624 nucleotides long. It is a transcript of the gene ERP4, whose product is annotated as Erp4p. Gene Ontology annotation, biological process: intracellular protein transport; endoplasmic reticulum to Golgi vesicle-mediated transport; protein retention in ER lumen. The record is from RefSeq and is a predicted model, not a curated record. Gene Ontology annotation, cellular component: endoplasmic reticulum-Golgi intermediate compartment; endoplasmic reticulum; Golgi apparatus. Bases 1 to 624 code for a protein of 207 amino acids. The transcript has a single exon. NCBI's taxonomy places the organism in Eukaryota, Fungi, Ascomycota, Saccharomycetes, Saccharomycetales, Saccharomycetaceae.